CUAUGCCUUCCACCAAACGGUCUACUCCUGUAGUCAAGCUGUCUAAAUCCUCUAAAAAGCCUCGACGUUCUUCAAACAUUAACUCUAUUCCCUCAAGCUCACUCAAAAUUAACAACAAUGCUGGUAGUAGCUCCUCUAGUUCUGAUUCUUCAAGCGAUUCUGGAAGCGAUAGCACAAGUGACUCAGAUUCUUCUGAUGGCGGCAAUAACAACAACAUAGCUCAAGAUGAUACAUUGAAGGAAAAGGGUAGGAAGGAAAAGACUCGCGUGAAGAUAAUCCAUAUUCCAAAACAUCGCAUCGAUCCUAUGGACAAAGCUGGGCGCUGGGCUGUCUGUGCCGUUGAUGCAUUCCUCAAUAUCAGUGCAAUUGAAACGACUAAGCUAGAAUCCCUCGAAGAGGGAUAUGAGCCAGCCGAAUCCGACCAACCAUUCCUCCAGGCAUGGGAUCAACUUGUACUAAUAGCACCUAUCCUCGAAACUCUUCUAAUGAAAGCACAUACUGAGAAAGGUCAAAUGAAGUAUGUCGAUGCAUUGGACAAGAUCUCUCGAAGUGCUCUAUGUGCUCGACAAUAUCACACUGGCAUCAUCCGUCGUGACAUCCUGGACUGGAUAAUUUUCAAAGACGAUGAAACGUAUCUUCCAAAAUAUCCGAAGUCUCUUCGUGGCAUCAACCACCCUGCUACUCUUCGUUUAAUUAUUCCUCAAUGUUUUCGAAACAAGGUUGAUGAUCCAACAUUUAUAGAAAAAGUUGAGAAUGGUAGAGUCCGUAUCGAGGCAUCAGAAUGGCCCGCUUUUCUAUAUGAUCAAGAUCUAGCCGACGUCAAUGACAUCGAAAAAGGACUGUUCACUGGCGGCACAUUAUUCUCUGUUUUCUUCGCUAUCUUCUUUGGAAUUAGUUCAGCUCAAACCGGCACUUAUCAAAAAAACUCUAUAGCUGCUCGUAAUGGGAUGAAGAAAGUCACUGGCAGAAACAUCGCAUAUGCAGCGAUACAGGCCCGUUUUGCACUUUCUUCAGUCGAGAAAUGGAACAUCCCAGAUAAUCAUUUUGAUUACGUUGUAUUCUAUAACGAAAUUGUCGACUUUUUUGAAGACUACCCUAAGGAUGAACAUGUUGUUUCAAUUCUGGCUGACUGGAACGAAAAAGUGUUCGGGCAUAAAGAUGGGCUUGGCGGUCGUGACACCUGGGAUUUAGACAAAUUGGAACGUGAAGACACAGAAGGAAGCGAACAUACAACUUCUACCACUGCCAUGGCUCGAGCUGCUCGAAAGGCUCGGAACACACCCCCCACCACGAUAUCUUGAUGUCCCACAUUCAUUCUGCUGUUCCUAUCUUCGUCGCGUUACUCUCAAACUACUGGCUCUCGUACGUUGUAUUCUAGUUAUUGUGCUUAUGCCUGCUACUGCUUCUGCAUUGCUGCU
Molecule: messenger RNA, 1418 nt
Organism: Lentinula edodes (shiitake mushroom)
Lineage: Eukaryota; Fungi; Basidiomycota; Agaricomycetes; Agaricales; Omphalotaceae
Exons: 8
Source: RefSeq, a predicted model, not a curated record